Megalops cyprinoides (Indo-Pacific tarpon) is the source of this 3517-nucleotide messenger RNA. RefSeq names its product grainyhead-like protein 2 homolog. Gene Ontology annotation, biological process: regulation of transcription by RNA polymerase II; brain development; neural tube development. The transcript is spliced from 16 exons. NCBI's taxonomy places the organism in Eukaryota, Metazoa, Chordata, Actinopteri, Elopiformes, Megalopidae. The record is from RefSeq and is a predicted model, not a curated record. Gene Ontology annotation, molecular function: DNA-binding transcription activator activity, RNA polymerase II-specific; RNA polymerase II cis-regulatory region sequence-specific DNA binding. Bases 266 to 2095 code for a protein of 609 amino acids. Gene Ontology annotation, cellular component: nucleus.
UCUGCAAGCGGGGUAAAUAAAGUCCUUGUAUGGAAUAAGCAUUCUUAUUGAUAGCAGAAAUAAUAAACAGCUUCAAUAAUCUCGCAGAGCGGAGCACUGUACCUGCUAAGAUACACACCACGCGACUGCGAAAAAAAUCGGAGCAGAAAAAAGUAGUCUUACCUGUAGCCCGAGUUCUUCCAUCUCUUAUCCCGUUCUUCUACACGAUUACCUGUACCGACUUGAAAGUCCAGUUUCACAAGCAAGAAAAACAGAGGAAGCAAAUAUGUCACAGGAGACAGACAACAAGCGCCUGGUGGUGGUGCUGCCAAACGAGGCACCCUUUCACCCGAGGCGGACCUACACCAGCGAGGAUGAGGCCUGGAAGUCCUACCUGGAGAACCCGCUGACGGCCGCCACCAAGGCCAUGAUGAGCAUCAACGGGGACGAGGACAGUGCGGCUGCCCUGGGGCUGCUCUAUGACUACUACAAGGUUCCGAAAGAAAAGAGAUUGUUGCCCAUUGCGAAAGUGGUUGAAAUUUCAGAGGAGCAUGAAAAGAGCAGGACUGCCCUGGUAGCAAACGGCAGCCAGGGUCCCGUGGAAACGGUGGAUAACCACGUCCAGGUGCUGAAGUCGGUGCCGAUGAACCUGUCCCUGAACACGGAGCACCCGGACGGCAAGCGGGAGGCCUACGGGACAGCGGCCGGGGAGGGUGGGGCCACGGCGGUGCUGAAGACCGAGGCGUGUGGCCCUGUGUUCAUGAGCGCGGCGUCACACUACAGGGUGGAGGGGGAGGAGCCGCCGCGGGUCGUUUAUGAGCACGACCCCUACGAGAUGUCGUCCGUCCACCACGCCGGGUACACCAAGGAGGACCAGCGGAGCACCCCCGACAGCAUCUACGAGGAAGAACAGGAUAAAUUCCACACCUCAUCUUUGGGAGCCAAUGAGUUUGUCUACGACCAACAAGGAGUGGACACUUUUCAGUACACACUGGAAGCCACCAGAUCUGUCCGUCAGAAGCAGGGGGAGGGGCCAAUGACCUACCUGAACAAGGGGCAAUUCUACGCUGUGACCCUGAAUGAGACGGGCACCAACAAGUGCCUGCGACAUCCCAUCAGCAAAGUGAGGAGCGUGAUCAUGGUGGUGUUCAGUGAGGAUAAGAACCGAGACGAGCAGCUCAAGUACUGGAAAUACUGGCACUCCCGGCAGCACACGGCCAAGCAGAGGGUGUUGGAUAUUGCUGACUACAAAGAGAGCUUCAACACCAUUGGGAACAUCGAGGAAAUCGCCUACAACGCCAUCUCCUUUACCUGGGAUGUGAAUGAGGAAGCUAAGAUCUUCAUCACGGUGAACUGUCUGAGCACGGACUUCUCUUCUCAGAAGGGUGUGAAAGGCCUCCCGCUUAUGAUCCAGAUCGAUACCUACAGCUAUAACAACCGCAGCAACAAGCCGCUCCACAGAGCCUACUCCCAGAUCAAGGUCUUCUGUGACAAGGGAGCGGAGAGGAAGAUCCGGGAUGAGGAGAGGAAGCAGAUCCGCAAGAAGGCCAAAGGUCAGCCGUCCGCUCCCCAGCAUGUGAACGGGAAGGACGGCGACCUGGCCACGGCGCCGGCGCUCAGGAAGUCCGACGUCACCUACUUCAAAAACAUGACCGACCUGGACUCCCAGCCCGUCCUCUUCAUCCCGGACGUCCACUUCGGCAACCUGCAGAGGGCGGGGCAGGUCUUUGCUUUCAACGCUGAAGAGCUGGAGAGGGAAGGGAGUGUGCUGGUGAAGAGGAUGUUCAGGACGUCUGAGGAUGACUACUGCCCCCCUCCCAAACAGAUCAAAGAGGAGACUCAGAAGAGAGUUCUUCUGUACGUGAGGAGGGAGUCUGACGAGGUGUUUGAUGCCUUGAUGCUGAAGUCCCCAACCUUGAAGGGGCUUAUGGAAGCACUAUCGGAAAAAUACAGUGUGCCUACAGAGAGGAUGGCAAAAAUCUACAAAAAAAGCAAAAAAGGGAUUCUGGUCAACAUGGAUGACAACAUCAUCGAGCACUACUCCAAUGAGGACACCUUUAUCCUGGGCAUCGAGAGCUUUGGGGACGCCUACAAAAUCACGCUCACGGAAAUCUGACGGGCGCUCGUCGAAGUCUGAUGGGCUUGCCAAAGGACUGCGGUGGACUCAUGGUUCAGGCCCCCUCUGGGCUAAGGGGGCGGGGCGUCACCCUAGCAACCAAGGAUGGUUCGACAGAUAGGGGAUAACCACCUCCCGCAACAGAGCAGGCAUCUCUCUGAGGACCAACUCUGUAAAUACAGUCAUGUCCACGACACACUGUCGUUGAGGAAAUGGACCAACUCUGUUAUUUUGGUUUUGUGCAGCUUUCUGCUCCUCAUGUAUGACAUUCAGCCAGUGAAGAUGGUGGAGGAGGGAUAGGUUUUCUGCCAGCACCCCUUAAAAGGUGAAAAAUACCCUUUUUGGGGCUCUUUUUGACUGAAAAAUAUCUUCCAAUUGAGAUGUCAUGUCUUCCAGCAGAGAGGUCCCGUGACAACUCACAGGUCAACAGAAGUACAGUGGUAUACAGUGACGAUGCUUUGACCCGUGCAAGCAAUAGUAUGGUCAACAUGUUGGAGAUGAUUAGCUGGAUAUCCUCCAGCAGUUAAACCAACAGCACCCCCUACAGGCAGAGAGCAGGACAUCAGUCAAACCUCUAUGCAGAGCAGAACAGGUAGGAGUUCUCCAUGUAGGGAGAAUUGGAACUGUCUUUAAGAAGGACUCUGCCUGCGAAACAUGCUGAGGUUUGGAUACAUUUGGGGGGUGUUCGGCUCACCAGCUUCUGGCCCUUGGUUGAGGUGUGUAGCAGGUGAGGGCCACCAGAGGGACUCCCUGCCUAGUCCACUGAGCCUGUCACAUUCCUAGUGCCACAGCCUUCACAACUCUGGACAAGGGGUCAUGAUUUCAAGAAAUAUCAAAGGAGGGCAAUCCUCUGUUUCUAUCUGUGUCUAAAACAGAAGCCAUACAUGUAUGGCACGGAAGAAAUAUUUCAAUAAUGAAAAGCUUUGUGAUACAUAUUUACUACUGAAGCAAUUGAUGUUUCCUGCAUUUUUCUCUCAUAGAAAAAGCAUAAUUUUAUAUAAAGAUCAUGUUUUCAGUAGGCAAUGUACAGUUAGUUUUGUAUUUUUUUGUAUGUUUUGUAUGCCUUGAAAUGUCAGGCCGACUUGUAUAUUUAGUGUACAUCUUCCAGUUUAUAAUGUAUUGCAUUCACAGUGUACAGAGGCCAGAUCUAGCUGGCUUUAGAGCUGGCUGCUUUGGGGAACUGCAGCUCAUCAUGCUACAUUGCGCUCUCAUAGUGUUACAUUCAACAUUUAUGCAAUAUUUAUUCCUGUUAAAUAUUUAAAGCAAACCACAAAACUCAGUGUAAAUGAUUGGUCUACAACGACUGUCUUACAUGGCUGGCAGACAUUGAGAAUGACAUGAAUUCAAAAAUCGCUGUAAGCUGAGCCUGUUUCCUCUGUCGGCCAUGCUCGAAGCGUCUGCCAAACCUUCAAAAAUGCGUCA